Molecule: messenger RNA, 2769 nt
Organism: Fusarium redolens
Lineage: Eukaryota; Fungi; Ascomycota; Sordariomycetes; Hypocreales; Nectriaceae
Exons: 1
Coding region: 200-2614 (804 amino acids)
Source: RefSeq, a predicted model, not a curated record
CUUUUUCUUCUUCUCAUCCUCCCUUAGAUAAUCACCUGCGAAUAAAGUCUCAAUUUGUUGCCAAGCAAAGGCCGAACUGCUCCCGCUUUUAAGCUCAGGGCACUGCGGGGAACUGAUCGGGCCGCUAGGGCCUCUCCAAACCAUAACUCAAUUUACCUACAGCUCCAGCUGCAGUUGAGUUCCAGCUCUUCCCGUCACCAUGGAGCUGAGGGAUUACCCUGAUCGCGAUCCCUCUUCACAACACGCGCAAUCGGAUUGGGAACUCACGAGUCCUUCUAUCGCUAGGAAACCUAUCGGGUCCGUCAAGCAAACCUCGCCGUAUACUUCCCCCGACUAUUCGACCUCGUCCUUUGCCCAGCGCGCAACUCAUCACCCGUAUCUACAACGGCAGACCACGACCGAUACGGCCUACUAUGGCGCUUUGACACCGUUGGGAAUAUGGGAGCCUGCAUACCCUCACACGCCAGGUACCGGUCGACCUCAGAACUAUAGGGAGGACAGCAACGCUUCGCUCUUGAUGGCUGGCGAUCUGCCGAAGAACAGUCCUCCCGAUGUACCUCAAGGCCCUCCUGGUAUGCCUGGUGCUCCUGGUGUCCCUCCGAAUGGCCCUCCUCGAAGUAGACUGGUAAACUGGUGGAUACAUGAAUGGAAGCCGUCAUGGAGCAUGUACGUCCUCGUCUUCUCGGGGAUCGCAUUCGCCGUGGGCCACCAUUUCUACUAUCGGGGACUUCAUGGACAACUUGCCAACGACCAGCAGGGCAAGUUUCGAUACGGCGCUCUAUUAGCCUUUCUUUCAAAGGCCUGCUUUCUCAAUGCCGUGGUGCUUGCUUUCCGACAGCGCGUCUUGAUGAUGAUCCGUCGCAAGAUGCUUACGCUCUCCACUCUUGACUCGCUCUUCGCGGCCUCCGAGGAUCUGACAGCCCUUCUCAAUUGGGAGGCUUGGGUAAACGCCAAGUUCGCAAUGGCGCUGACAAUAUUCAUCUGGACGUCGCCUCUAAUCGUCAUUUUUACGUCUUAUACCCUUACUGUCGUACCGCAACGGAAGGAGGAAAUAACACGCUGUCAAAAUGUUCGCACUCUCAAUUUUACACAUGAAGAGACUGUGUACUGGAGAAACCCUGUCAGAGUCGAUGGCUACUUUGAGUCAUCCGUCUCCUUGUGGAAUUCCACCGCUCCGGCGGGAGAAGAACCUGAUAAGAACAAACCCGAGGAGUUCGACUAUUUCACAGCAUCGAGUCGUCAAUUUGACACUAUCGCUUUAAAGACAGCAUACACGCAGCAGGCAAUCAUGCGCCCGAAAGCGCCUGCGGAGAUUUGCGGUAGAGGUUGGAAUUGCUCUUAUACCAUUGAGUUCAUCGGUCCAGGAUACAAAUGCACAGAUUUGGCUUCGGGAGUGAAUGCCAAAGUCAAGAAAUUGGGUGACGCAGAGUGUCCCUUUGACACAUCAGUUCUCGCUCCCAUGGGAAACCUCACAUACUACGCAAUGCUGGACCGAGGGGAUUACGAGAACCCUCAGAUGGUCGCAGAAGCUGGCGGAAGACCUAAGGCGAAACCGCCCUACCCGAAGAACUUUGCUGCCUUCCGGACAGAGCCCAUCCUCUGGUUCGGUUACGCUGAGGUUGACGACAGAAGUAAGCCGCAGCCCGCGAAGCCCCGAGAGGGCGACUGGUACAAAGCCUACACCCCCACCAUUUUUGGCUGUGAGCACUACCAGACCAAGUACAAGGUUCAGUUCAACCACAGUGGCGGGGUUCAGUAUCACGAUGUCAAGGAGCGUAAUUUUCUCAAAAAGGUCAUAGAUACAACCUUCAUCCCCGAUAAGAAGGACCCCGAUAAGAGGCUGAAGGACCGGACCGUGGCGACACCAAAGGAUAACUAUGUGUUCCCGAAUGACACCAAGAAUUAUCGCUUGACAGCCGCUUACCACGCUGUGGGAAGUCAAUUGCGGGCCAUUUUGAAUGGUACCACCACAAUGCCCAACUUCAACGUCAACAGCGAGAUUCUCCAGACGAGAUUGCUUGACCGUCUCAAUUACCUGCCAGUCGCGAACUUCUCCCUUGAGGUGCAAAAGUUCUAUGAGGAGAUUCUGGUCUCAUUCCUCUCCGAUCCGCAAAUGUCUGCGGUGUCUUGGGCAGCUGACCCGUCGAAAUACUCAGGACGGUUCGAUAGUGGCCCAGACUUGGAUUAUCCCUGCGUUAGAUGGCAGAAUAGGAACUGCUUCUUCUACAAUUAUGCGCAGUUAUGGGCCGUCUACGCGUUAUCCAUGGGUAUCACCAUUCUCGCGGUGGCGUCUGGCGUGAAUGCCAUGGAAGAGGAUGCUAUGAUGCGAAGCCUGAGCUUCUCCGCAAUUCUCGCAGCCACGAGAGCUUCGAGUCUUGAUAAACUUCGAUGGGAAAAGGAAGCUGACGUCAAGAGUAGCAAGAUUGGAUUUGGAAUUGUGUCUGAUCGAACUGGCGAGAGGACUUACUCUUUCGGCGUCGAGGGUGACGUGAGCCAGGAAAAGGCUAUGUCCACAGGGAGGUCACCUGGUCUUUCGGUGAUGAAUUGGGGAGAUAGGGCGGCGCGCAGAAUGAGUUAUGCGAUGGUGAACAGGAGGGACAGACAGGAAAUUUAGAUGCUUUUCUUUUCUUCUGGAUGGAUGGGUUCUGGUACAGGCUGGAGCAUUGUUAGCGUAUGGCAUUGAAGCAAAGCACAUUUGGAUAUGAGCGCAUAGCGUUGGAUAUUUAUUUAGUGUCACAAACCAACUUUUUAAUUUACGAAGACAUGACC